AUGGUCACGGUGGAGCCGUCGUCGACGGAAGAGGACAGCGGCGGUGAAACCGUGACCCCCGUGGUCUCGUCGGACGAGGACAACGACAGGCGGGCGGCAAAGGCAAGGAGGAGUUACCGGCAGCUCAGGCGGGCCGUGGCGGGUGGCGACUUCAUCCGGUGCGGAACGGAGGCUCCGUCGGGGAACCCCGCGGAAGUGGCAGCCAUCAUGGCCAGGCGCCAAUGGACAUUGCGGAAGUUGCAGGAGCAGCAGAGGGAAAGGGUGGCGGCGUGGGAGGCGUGGCAAUUGCGACUCCAGCAAGCGGAGGCCGAGUUGUGGAUGCCGUCUCCAACGUCGUCGUCGUCAUCAUCAUCGUCGUCGUCAUCGUCGUCAUCGCCGCCGCCGAAACUGCCGUCCCCGCCGCCGCCACCGAAGGGGUCACCGCCGAGAGAAGCACGGCCACCGUCUCCGUCGAGGGAGGCCCCGCCGAGGGCAUCACCAUUGCCGUUGUCGUCGCCGCCGCCUCCUCCGCCGACGUGGGUGAAGUUGCCACUACUGCCGCGAGGGCCGCCGCCACCGGGGUCGCCAGCGGCAAGGAGCACGCCGCCGCUGCCGCAAGGGCCGCCGCCGUCGUCGCCGCAACCGCCGCUGCCGCAAGGGCCGCCGCCACGACCGCCGAAGCUGCUCCUUCAGGUGUCAUGUCCUGAGGCCCAGGCACCAAGGAGACCCACCUUGCGGAGGACGGUGUCGGUGGAGGCCGCCGGGCAGGAGAUAGCCAUCGCGGAAUGCCCAGAUGCGGUGAGGGCCGAGGCGGAGAGGCAGGCUCAGCGAGGGAGGACCCAUCGGUGGGCGAAGUUAAUGUGGUCGGAAGGGGCCCGCUACCGCAUCAAGAUGGCGGGCGGGCGGGCCAGGGUCUUCAAGACGAAAUAA
Drosophila ficusphila is the source of this 909-nucleotide messenger RNA. Its product is annotated as YLP motif-containing protein 1-like. The record is from RefSeq and is a predicted model, not a curated record. NCBI's taxonomy places the organism in Eukaryota, Metazoa, Arthropoda, Insecta, Diptera, Drosophilidae. The transcript has a single exon. The coding region runs from base 1 to 909 and encodes 302 amino acids.